ACAGGCGAUGCUGCCAGCAUUUCCAUUCUGUCGCCAGGCUGGGGCUGAAUAAAGGCGUGCUUGUGUGGUAGUGUGUUUCUUUUUUAAAAAUCUCAAAGCCAAGAAGAACAGGCUGAAAUAGCAUUUUCAAAAAUGGAGCGUAAAAUAAACAGAAGAGAAAAAGAAAAGGAGUAUGAAGGGAAACACAACAGCCUGGAAGAUGCUGACCAAGGAAAGAACUGCAAAUCUACACUGAUGACCCUCAACGUUGGUGGAUAUUUAUACAUUACUCAAAAACAAACACUGACCAAGUACCCAGACACUUUCCUUGAAGGUAUAGUAAACGGAAAAAUCCUCUGCCCGUUUGAUGCUGAUGGUCAUUAUUUCAUAGACAGGGAUGGACUUCUCUUCAGGCAUGUCCUGAACUUCCUACGAAAUGGAGAACUUCUACUGCCUGAAGGGUUUCGAGAAAAUCAACUUCUUGCGCAAGAAGCAGAAUUCUUUCAGCUCAAGGGACUGGCAGAGGAAGUGAAAUCCAGGUGGGAAAAAGAACAGCUAACACCCAGAGAGACUACUUUCUUGGAAAUAACAGAUAACCAUGAUCGCUCACAAGGACUGAGGAUUUUCUGUAAUGCUCCUGAUUUCAUAUCAAAAAUUAAAUCUCGCAUUGUUCUGGUGUCCAAAAGCAGGCUGGAUGGCUUUCCAGAGGAGUUUUCAAUAUCAUCAAAUAUCAUUCAAUUUAAAUACUUCAUAAAAUCCGAAAAUGGCACUCGACUUGUACUAAAGGAAGACAACACCUUUGUCUGUACCCUGGAAACUCUUAAGUUUGAAGCUAUAAUGAUGGCUUUAAAGUGUGGUUUUAGACUGCUGACCAGCCUGGAUUGUUCCAAAGGGUCAAUUGUUCACAGCGAUGCACUUCAUUUUAUCAAGUAAUUACCUGUGUCAUGAACAAAGGCAACAAGCAUGCAGCCAGCAAGCUUCGGAAAACCACGGCAUCAAAGGCAUCCCAAAUAAUGUGUGCCCAGCCAGCUCUGUACUCAGAGCCCUGCUGCUAAUCAAUUACUGUGAGCUAACGGUAUGUAAAUUCUAUCGCUAAAGAUGUCCUUCUCAAGGGUGUUCCUGCUGAUAGACUCUUAUACUUAAAAUACAAACAGUGAUGUUCUAUAUAUUAUAAAUAAAGACUGAAUGCUUUUGCUAUUUGUUUAUUUCUCCUUAAGCUGUCUUUCAGUCAGACUGUCUUGGGUACUUGCACAAUGAACAAGCAUGUACAUUAUCUAUCAUUCAUUGAAGUAAACAGUAAUACAAUAUUUUAAGGGGCUGUAAGAUUUAAAAUAAAAUCUACAAAGAAACUGAACUGGUAAAAUUAAGCAUUGAGAGCAAAAGAGAUGUGCAGAUAUGCUAAAACCGAGCUACAGUGAAACCAAAUGUAACUGUAAGAAAGGUAUUAAAGCUAUUGACUUAAUUUUACGGCAGGCUCCAAAAGCUUAUUCAUAGUUCCUGUAUUUCAUACUAGAAUUAUAGCUGAAUUGACAUAUUGCUGAACAUUCGUAGAAAACUGCUUGAUGACAAUAAAAAAUAAAUAAAAGCACUAUUAGCUUC
This is a messenger RNA of Suricata suricatta (meerkat), 1578 nucleotides long. It is a transcript of the gene KCTD4, whose product is annotated as potassium channel tetramerization domain containing 4. Lineage: Eukaryota; Metazoa; Chordata; Mammalia; Carnivora; Herpestidae. Gene Ontology annotation, biological process: protein homooligomerization. Gene Ontology annotation, molecular function: protein binding. The record is from RefSeq and is a predicted model, not a curated record. The transcript has a single exon. Bases 133 to 912 code for a protein of 259 amino acids.